Guillardia theta CCMP2712 is the source of this 3480-nucleotide messenger RNA. RefSeq lists its product as hypothetical. Lineage: Eukaryota; Cryptophyceae; Pyrenomonadales; Geminigeraceae. Bases 1 to 3480 code for a protein of 1159 amino acids. The transcript has 11 exons. The record is from RefSeq and is a predicted model, not a curated record.
AUGGCAACGGCGUCGCUUCUGGGGCGGCUGGGGCUGGAGGAGGUGGAGGAGAUGAUGCCGGGAGGAACCAAGUCGCUCUUGGCGGGCUCUGCUUCAAGUUCCCAUGCUCUCUCCGAGCUGGAGGCUGAGUCGCUCGACUACAUCGAAGAAUGCAUCCUUCCCACCCUGAUGCCAGCGUUGGUGGAGCUCGGGCUGCGGGUGGAGGAGAAGGGCUUUCCUCCUGUGCCAGGGACGCAUGGAGUGGAGGGAUCGUUCAACCCUGUUCGGUUCCUGGCGCAGCAGCUCGUUCGAAUGAAGUCACAAGAGCCUGAGCUGAGGAAGGUCAAGUACUGCGAGAGGCUGCAGGAGCUAGCAGCUUUAAGGGCUGCAGACAGAUCAGCGAAGCUGGAAGCGAUCAGAAAGGCCCAAGAGGCCGCAAAGUCAGAGAAAGAGCUGGCAGAGGAGCUUGCGAGCAGAGCUCAGGAGGAGGAAACGAUGAGAGAAAAGGCGAGGAUUGAGAAGAUCAUCUCCGACCAAAGGGAAGCGGAGAGGAGCAAGGCGCAGGAAGUGCUGGCGGACAUGCUCAAAGAGGAUGCGGGCCUUCAGAGCGAGGUGAUGGAGCUGUGGAAGAGAUGCGAUGGCAAGGUUCUAGAGGCUGACUUCUCGAGCGAGGAGAGGGUGAUGGCUCUAGAGGACUCGCUCAAGUUCCUCGUGUGCGAGUGGCUGUGCAUGAACUCUGUUGCGAGCUACGUGGCGGUCGCAGAGCUGAAAGGAAACCUGCGAGACGACCUCGUUCACACAGUCGCUGCCUGCUCCAAGGACGUGGAGAUUCCGGUGGAAGCUCCCCCAAAGGCUGAGGAAGAGGAAGUCGACGGAGAGGAGCCUCCUCCUCCUCCAAAGCCGAUCAGGAAGCGAGUGUGUGACAGGGUGAAGCUGACACCGUACGGGGGAGAGACAGCGUACGUCCUGCACAAGGGACAGGGGCUAACGUGGCGGAGGGUGCUGCAGCGAAGGAGCCCCCUGGUGAUCCUCGACACCAAGUUCACUGACGGGCUUCUCUUCUUCGAUGGGGAGAAGCGGCAAGGGACAUACCUUUCAGUCCCUCUGGCAAAGAGCCGGCAAGUGGUGCAGCCAUCUGAAACUUCCGAGGAGGAAGGAGAGGAGGAGGAGGAGGAGGAGGAGGAGGAGGAGGAGGAGGGCGUUCAGAAGAAGGCAGAGAAACCGGAGCUUCCCUUCCUCCAUGGAGCGAUCUGCGCAGACACGUUCGAGUCGUUUGGAGAGGAAGGAGAUAGGCUCGAGCUGGGUGAGAAGGACGUGAUGAAGUUUCGAGCUGCAAGUUACGUGCUAGGAGAGCAGCUGCUUGCUGCUGAGGCUCGCUUCAAGUACGCAGAGCGACAGAGAGCUCUCCUACAGCUCGAAGAGUCCAUCGAGGCGAGGAUAACUCUCCCCGUCUUCUGCCCUGCCCUGCCCUGCCCUGCCCUGUCCUGCCCUGUCCUGCCUCCAUUUGUCUUGUCUCGCCUUCAGCCUUCUCCCCAUGUCUACGUUCUCCUCAUGAACCCUGACGUGGACAUCGAGGCUGCAGCCUUGCAGGGCCUCCGUGCGAUCAGGAGGCUACACCCCUUGAAGGAAUGGCGGGUCGAGAUCGGCCUCCUCGAGACGAGCAAGCGGAUGUGCUGGAUGGACUUCAUGAAGGACGGGAAGGAGGAUUUGAAGAUGAUGGCGAGCAGGAGGAUGGUGCUCAGCGACAAGGAGGAGGAGAAGGGGAAUGAGAUGGAGGAGGACAAGGACAAGCUUCGACUGAGUCUGCAGGCGAUGAACAGGAGGGAGCUAGUGCUGGACAAGUCUGAGGUGCUGGGGAUGGCGAUCAGGGUAGCGGUUCCUGUCAGAGAUCGAGGGAUGCAGGAGGGAGGAGGGAUGAUUUUCAUGAGCAGGGAGGAGCGGAUGGGUCCGGACUCCACUGGGAUAGAGGAGGAGGAUAAAAUCUUCCUCUCGAGCCUCGCGCAGAUCCUUGCACGCUCCUUCCUCUGCCCGACCAAGACUGCUCAUCGUCUGCUCCUCAGGACGGCGACGCGAGCGGUAGGACGAGGAGAGGAGCUGCAGGGUCUGUGCGAGGCCUCGGUGGAGAUAGCUAGGAGGUUCUCGUGGGAGGCGAAGGGGGCGAAGGCGUUUGUUGCCUUCCUAGUGGAGGAAAAGCUUCGCUUCAUUGCAGGCGACCCUCCUCCUGGAAUCGAUGUCGCACCUCGCUCCACCUCCACCACCUCCUCCUCCAUCUGCUGUGGAGGACUCGAGAGCUUCCCCGAGCUCGAUAAUCUUCCUGCGGCCCUCCGAGCCCUCCGGACUGGCAUCGCGUCGAAGGAGGAGGCGGAGAUGAUCUUUCCUCUGCUGGAUGGCAGCAGGAGGGGCCUGGGCAUCCUCUGCCUGUUCGGAACCAGCAAGGCAGGAAAAGAGCACAACGAGGAGAUGAUGAGCGAGGUGGCAACGGUGCUCUCCUCUGCCCUAUUGCAGGUCAACUUUCGUAGGAAAUUUCUCAACGCAGUGGAGGCUGCCAUGACUGAUGUGCUGGAGGCAACCCAAGACGUCUCUGCCCUCACACUUUCGUUCCCCAACUUCUCAGGGCACCACUACCUGGCCAAGUUCAUGGCAAGGAGAGGAGGAGGAGGAGGAGGAGGAGGAGGAGGAGGAGGGGAGGACUUUUUGCAGCUCCGAGAGGGUCAGGCGAUCUCAAGCAGCAGCAGCACCAGUCUUCUCCGCGAGUAUCCGAUCAGCUUGAGCAGCGGCACAGUCGCCUUCCUGGGUGUAGACGCCAAAUCACAUGAGGAUUCCCUCACCCACGCUUAUCAGCCUUCUGUCAAAGAGGUGAUGCUCGAGGCCAGCAGUCAUUUCUCGUGGGUAGCUGAAGAGAUCUGGAAGGAAGGUCUCUUCCCCAACCGCUACCAGUCUCUCUCCAUAGAAGCAUCAGACGAGUCGGAGCCCCUCCCCGUGGGCUCUUUAUCCUACACCAUCGCCGAGCAGAUGUGGCUCAGGACUCAUUACCCCGUCGCUCGCUACCUGCAUGCCAACCAGCAAGUUCAGCUGCAUGUUCAGAGGCCGUUCCUCGACAACAUCCGCAAGCCGGACUCUCAACUCCCCAGCUCCGUCACCAAACUUGUGCAGGGCGUCAUGUACAUGCUAGGCCACAAGCAGAGUGAGGUCACCCAGUGGAGCAGCUGCCGCAAGUUGGUGUCGCGCCAUCUCAUCAAGGAGAUGAUGAUCAUGGACGUGCGGCUGCGCGUCAAGAAGCACAAGUUUCUUCUCGCCGCGGAGGCAGUAGAGACAUUAGAUCAUCCCCAUGUGGCCAUGGAGGCAGGGCCAGCAGCCACCUCCCUCUUUCAGUGGCUUCUUGUCAUGCGCGAGGUCAGAGAACAAGCGAUUCGAGGACGCAUCGACGCCCUCAAGCACGCGUACAGCCUUCACAACAAGGGUUCCCCGCCGAGCAAGUUGCUCGAGGAAGAGAAUCAGUGA